Molecule: messenger RNA, 1034 nt
Organism: Cylas formicarius (sweet potato weevil)
Lineage: Eukaryota; Metazoa; Arthropoda; Insecta; Coleoptera; Brentidae
Product: probable 18S rRNA (guanine-N(7))-methyltransferase
Exons: 5
Coding region: 10-939 (309 amino acids)
Biological process (GO): rRNA (guanine-N7)-methylation
Cellular component (GO): nucleolus
Molecular function (GO): rRNA (guanine) methyltransferase activity
Source: RefSeq, a predicted model, not a curated record
GGCUCAUCUAUGAUCCACGUGCAUACCGUUGAGGUUAUGUGUGAUUGUUUUAUUUUGGUUUGUAAGAGGCUCUUCGAAUUACUGAGAGUUAAAGUCAAGACAAAGUCAUGUCUCGUCCAGAACACUUGGCUCCUCCCGAUAUAUUUUAUAAUGAAGAAGAAGCUAAGAAAUAUACCCAGAAUGGAUUAUAGUUCCAGAAUCAUUGAGAUUCAAGAGCAGAUGUCUGAGAGAGCCAUAGAACUAUUGCUUUUGCCUGAAGACACUUCUUGUUUUAUCUUAGAUAUUGGUUGUGGGUCUGGAUUAAGUGGUAGUGUUUUGGAAGAGCAGGGUCAUUUUUGGAUAGGCCUUGAUAUUUCUACUGCUAUGCUAGAUGUAGCUAUGGAGAGAGAAGUGGAAGGGGAUUUAAUCCUUUCUGAUAUGGGCCAGGGUUGUCCUUUCAGAGCAGGGUCUUUUGAUGGAGCGAUUUCAAUUUCUGCACUUCAGUGGUUGUGUAAUGCAGACAAAACAUCUCACAAACCAAUACAGAGGCUCGGCAAAUUUUUUAGUACCCUGUACUCUUGUUUGAGUAGAUCGGCAAGGGCUGUAUUUCAAUUUUACCCAGAGAAUGCUGAACAAAUGGAACUUGUAACAUCCCAAGCAAUGAGGGCUGGCUUCUAUGGGGGAGUGGUUGUAGAUUAUCCCAACUCGACCAAAGCCAAGAAGUUUUUUUUAGUUCUGAUGACUGGUGGCAAUGUACCAUUGCCUAAAGGUUUGGGAGCCGAGGGAAACUCACAAAGUGUCAGCUAUGCAACGCGAGAAAGAGCAAAACAGCAGAAGGGGAAGCCAUUGAAGAGUGUGAAAAAUUGGAUUAUGGACAAGAAAGAGCGAAGGAGAAAACAAGGGAAAAAUGUGAGGCCUGAUUCAAAAUACAGUGGCCGAAAACGAAGCGGAAGAUAUUGAUUAUUUGUAUAUAUUCAAUAUAUUAUUUUUUGUCUCUUUGCAUAAUUUUACCUUCUUUCAAUCAGAUUAAUUUAUUAUAUUAUGUUAUUUUAUAA